Messenger RNA from Pipra filicauda (Wire-tailed manakin), 2819 nucleotides. RefSeq names its product SEC14 like lipid binding 1 (gene SEC14L1). Gene Ontology annotation, biological process: negative regulation of RIG-I signaling pathway. The record is from RefSeq and is a predicted model, not a curated record. NCBI's taxonomy places the organism in Eukaryota, Metazoa, Chordata, Aves, Passeriformes, Pipridae. The transcript is spliced from 17 exons. Gene Ontology annotation, cellular component: cytoplasm; cytosol. Gene Ontology annotation, molecular function: RIG-I binding. Bases 120 to 2279 code for a protein of 719 amino acids.
CACCGCGAACGACGGGCGGCGGAUCCCGCGCCCCCCCCGGCGCUCCCGCCCCGGCGGCAUGAGGGGACAGCGCGGCCGGACCGAGCGAGCGGUUUGAGUUGGUCUCACUAACUGCAGCGAUGGUGCAGAAGUACCAGUCCCCCGUACGGGUGUACAAACACCCUUUUGAGUUAAUUAUGGCUGCAUAUGAAAGAAGGUUUCCUACGUGUCCUCUGAUCCCUAUGUUUGUAGCCAGUGACACUGUAAGUGAAUACAAGAGUGAGGAUGAAGCCAUCCAUGUGAUUGAGCGGCGCUGUAAGCUGGACAUCGACGCACCGCGGCUCCUGAAAAAGAUUGCAGGAGUGGAUUAUGUCUACUUUGUCCAGAAGAACUCUUUGAACAGACGAGAGAGGACUUUGCAUAUAGAAGCCUACAAUGAAACCUUCUCUAAUAGAGUCAUCAUUAACGAGCACUGCUCUUACACAGUUCAUCCUGACAAUGAAGACUGGACCUGUUUUGAACAGUCAGCAAGUCUGGAUAUCAAAUCUUUUUUUGGUUUUGAAAGCACAGUGGAAAAGAUUGCCAUGAAGCAAUACACCAGCAAUAUUAAAAAGGGAAAAGAAAUAAUAGAAUACUACCUGAAGCAGCUGGAGGAAGAAGGAAUAACUUUUGUUCCUCGCUGGACUCCUCCUGUCACAUGUAAAUCAGAGAGCAGCACAUCCCACACAAGGAGACCAGUUUCACCUGCUAUUAAUAUACCAGAGUCUGCCACAAAGGAGGGCUUGAACAACAAGGAGAUCCUCAACACCUCCAGCAGCCCCUCGGAGCCCACUGCAGGAACACCAGAUGACAAACUAGACGCAGACUACAUCAAGAGGUACCUGGGGGACCUGACCCCGAUGCAGGAGAGCUGCCUCAUCCGGCUGAGGCAGUGGCUGCAGGAGACGCACAAAGGCAAAAUCCCAAAGGAUGAGCACAUUUUGAGAUUCCUGCGUGCCCGGGACUUCAACAUCGAUAAAGCAAGAGAGAUCCUUUGCCAGUCUCUGACGUGGCGUAAGCAGCACCAGGUGGACUAUAUUCUGGACACCUGGAACCCUCCACAAGUACUCCAGGAUUACUAUGCAGGAGGCUGGCAUCACCAUGACAAAGACGGUCGCCCGCUGUACGUGCUGAGGUUGGGACAGAUGGACACCAAAGGUUUAGUGCGAGCUCUGGGGGAAGAGGCCCUGCUUCGAUACGUUCUUUCAAUAAAUGAAGAAGGACUGAGGCGAUGUGAGGAGAAUACAAAAGUAUUUGGCAGGCCAAUAAGCUCCUGGACAUGUCUAGUAGAUCUGGAAGGCUUGAACAUGAGGCAUUUAUGGAGACCUGGUGUCAAGGCCUUGCUGAGAAUCAUUGAGGUGGUUGAAGCCAAUUAUCCUGAGACUUUGGGUCGUCUUCUUAUCCUAAGAGCACCUCGAGUAUUCCCAGUUCUCUGGACACUGGUUAGUCCAUUCAUUGAUGACAACACUAGAAAGAAAUUCCUUAUUUAUGCUGGAAAUGACUACCAGGGUCCUGGGGGACUGUUGGAUUACAUCGAUAAAGAAAUUAUCCCUGAUUUCCUUGGUGGAGAGUGCAUGUGUGAAGUACCAGAGGGUGGGCUGGUUCCCAAGUCCCUCUACCGGACAGCAGAAGAGUUGGAAAAUGAAGACAUAAAGCUCUGGACUGAAACAAUCUACCAGUCUGCAAGUGUCUUCAAAGGAGCUCCACAUGAGGUUCUCAUUCAGAUCGUGGAUGCCUCAUCUGUGAUCACGUGGGAUUUUGACGUGUGCAAGGGCGACAUCGUUUUUAACAUCUUCCAUUCCAAGAGGGCCCCACAGCCCCCCAAGAAGGACUCUCUGGGAGCCCACAGCAUUACAUCUCCUGGUGGGAACAACGUCCAGUUGAUAGACAAAGUCUGGCAGUUGGGGCGUGACUACAGCAUGGUGGAGUCUCCCCUGAUCUGCAAGGAAGGGGAGAGUGUGCAGGGCUCCCACGUGACCAGGUGGCCUGGUUUCUAUAUUCUGCAGUGGAAGUUCCACAACAUGCCUGCCUGUGCUACAACCAACCUGCCUCGUGUGGAUGAUGUAUUGGCAUCUCUACAGGUGUCCUCUCACAAAUGUAAAGUGAUGUACUAUACAGAAGUGAUAGGAUCUGAAGAUUUCAGGGGAUCUAUGACCAGCCUUGAAUCAAGCCACAGUGGAUUCUCCCAGCUCAGUGCUGCCACCACCUCCUCUAGCCAGUCCCAUUCCAGCUCCAUGAUUUCCAGAUGGCGAUUUUGCUGACAACUGUAAAGAAUCUGCUUCAACACUCCACAUCUGUCCAGAGGUGUCUGGCUUUGUAGACCUUUUUGAGUUGCAGUCCCUUUUCAAGUCUGAAGAUCUGUGUUUUGUUUUUCACUUGAGCUGGCUCAAAAGUGGCACUUUGGGUUUUUCCUGCUGUUGAUCUUAACACAUCUUUUAGAGCUCAAAGCACAUGACAGCACUAACAGCUGGGAAGAUAAAAUAAUAGUUAAUCUUCCUCUAAGCAAAGUGCUGUGGCAAUAUGACUUGAUCACUGCAGUCUGACUAAUUAAUUUCCCCUACACUGGUCUUUCUUUAUGUGAUAUUACUGCUCUUCUUCCUUCUCUCAGCCAGUAACUCUUCUGUUGGCACUUUUCCUGUUAUCAGUGUCCUUCUGCACUUCACUAUCUCUCCUCAUGAACUGCAUAUCAAAUUCGGUAAAUGUUUUGUAUACAUAAUACCUCAUUCUUGGUAAUAAAAUACAGAUAGUCUUUAAAAGAUUUUUUUAUUGUUAUCAAUAAAUGUGAACUGUUUGGAAAAAAA